Molecule: messenger RNA, 1236 nt
Organism: Schizosaccharomyces cryophilus OY26
Lineage: Eukaryota; Fungi; Ascomycota; Schizosaccharomycetes; Schizosaccharomycetales; Schizosaccharomycetaceae
Product: translation elongation factor EF-Ts Tsf1
Exons: 1
Coding region: 125-1021 (298 amino acids)
Biological process (GO): mitochondrial translational elongation
Cellular component (GO): mitochondrial matrix
Molecular function (GO): translation elongation factor activity
Source: RefSeq, a predicted model, not a curated record
GCAUUCUUAUCAUGAUCCUCUUUCUUUUCACCUGUACAUUCUUUCCUAUACCUCAUCGUGAGAACCUGUUUCAAAGGAUAUCCUCUUUGCAUCUUUUUUUGUAUAUAUAUAGAUACUAUUGAAAAUGUUACGACUGAACUUCAUGAGCCCUCGUCUUAGGGCAAUUCAAAGGCCUUUUCUCGUUGGUAUGCGUCUGCAAGGAUUCAGCAAGAUGAGCGGGAAGAUGAGUGAUAUAAAGCAGCUUAGAAUUGAAAACAGUGCUUCUAUAGAGAUUAUAAAACAAGCUGUCGAAGAAGCAGGAGUUGGGAACCUUGAAAAAGCAAGAGAAAUUCUCUCAAAAAAAAUUCAACAACGCGGUGGAAAAAUUGCAGAGAAAACGAAAGAUCGUGUUGCUAAACAAGGAUGGAUAUCUCAAUGUGUUUCAGCUGAUAGAAAGAAAGCGAUUAUGGUCGAGGUAAAUUGUGAAUCUGAUUUCGUGAGUCAAACAGCAUCUUUCCAAGAAUUCUCUCGAACUAUUGCAUCUUGUCUUCUUCAUCACGUUCCCUCGAAUGAAAGUCGCAUCUUUUUAAAUGAGUCCACUUGCAAGGAUAUGUUUAAAGACAAGACAUUGACGUUCCCUCCAGGCUCUGCUGCUCCGGAUAGCAGCAAUGGAAAUCUAAGUGAUUAUUUGGUAAAAGCAGCGUCUUUAACUGGUGAAAAGGUGAACAUUAACAGAGUACUUGGCUUCAACGCCUUACAAUCCAAUUCAUGUAUCGGCAUCUAUGCCCAUGGAGCUACAACAUCUUCUUCUUCUACACAACUCGGACGAAUUGCUUCCAUGAUACUCAUUCAAAAAGAAUCAAGUGAUUGUUCAGAAAUAGCCGACUUGCUUGCAAAAGAAAUUGUCGCUCAAGCACCAGACUCGACGGAUGAAUUUCUAUCUUUGCCUUCCAUCUCAAAGUCUUCAAAGACAAUUCAGGGUUUAUUAGAAGGUGGCAGUAUUUUAGACUGGAUCCGUUGGGAGCGCGGUGCUUUUGAAUAACCUGCUCAAGUUUUUGUUUUACAUACAUUCAAUUUUUUGCCUAUCUCUCCUCACCCUUAUGAAUAAUCGCAGCUACUAGCUUUACAGCAUUUUCUUCUUUUUUUUAAUAAUAUAGUCUUUCAAUAUUAUCAAUUAUGGCCAACCUAAUAAACCCAUGUAUUUUUUUUUUACCUGACUAUUGCACUUAUACUUAUAUAAUAACCAUAAAUCCAAAC